This is a messenger RNA of Symbiodinium pilosum, 158 nucleotides long. NCBI's taxonomy places the organism in Eukaryota, Dinophyceae, Suessiales, Symbiodiniaceae. The record is from the annotation of a GenBank genome assembly.
GCGGUAGCUGCUGAAGAGAAGUGGCUCAUCGCCUGGUCCGAUGUCUCCUUCCAUGCAAACCUGCUCGGAAAAGGUGGCUAUGCCAUGGUGGUGCAGGGUCACUACGCAGGUGCGAGGGUGGCUGUGAAGAUGCCAUCGAAGGAGCAGCUCUGCACGUG